AUGAGUUUAUAUCUGAACCUGCCUGGUCUUCUAUCUUCUACAGGGACCUUGGAGAUACACAUUUUGGGCUGUCAAGGCUUGCUAGAAAAUGUCCCAGGACGCCCUCGUGCUGCCACAACUCAUGGUAGCCCUGACACAAAGAACUUCAUACGCUACAAAACUGGAGGAAGCGGUUAUGGACGAGGAGGCUCAGAAGUGAUGUGCUUCCUGAAGGUUGAUAAUAAGCCAGUGGGACACACUGGUUGGGGUCCUGUACACAACCAGUGCUGGGAUCAGAGAUUUAGCAUUGAGCUGGAGAGGUCACGAGAAAUGGAGAUUUCCAUUCACUGGAGAGAUUGGCGAGAAUUGUGCGCCAUUCGUAUUGUGCGCCUGGAGGACUUCCUGGACAAUGAACGCCAUGGGGUGUGUCUGCAGAUGGAACCCCAAGGAAUGCUGUUUGCUGAGAUUAUGUUCUGUAAUCCUGUGAUCGAGAGGAGGGGCAAGGUACAGAGACAGAAGCGUAUAUUUCCCAAACAGAAAGGAAAGGAUUUCCUUCGUGCCACCCAAAUGAACAUCAACUUUGCUACAUGGGGCCGCUUAAUGAUGAGCAUUUUACCGCCAUGCGGCACCAUAACAACACUAAGCCCACCCCUUCCUGUCCCUACCCCUACAGAGAAUCAGGCAAAUUCUGCAAACUACAGUAAUAUUCCCAUAAAAAAGUUAGUAUUCACUGAUGAAUCCUCAUUAAAGCCUCCACUCAAACCUCCUCGAAUCUACUUACCACUUGAGUCUGAAAAAGUAGGGGCACCUAUGGACUCCUCGCCCAAAGUUCCAGCAAAGGUGAGUAAUAUUUGGUCAAAUAUUUCUUUUUACAGAAAACAUGUCCUUAACCUGGACGACUUCACCUGUAUUUCUGUGCUGGGAAGGGGGCACUUUGGAAAGGUCCUUCUGGCUGAAUAUAAGGAAACUGGAAAAUUGUAUGCGAUCAAAGCACUGAAAAAGCGUGAUAUCGUGAGCCGAGAUGAGUUUGAAAGUCUGCAGUGUGAGAAGCGCAUCUUCGAGGUGGUAAAUACUUCUGGACACCCCUUCCUGGUGAACUUAUUUGCCUGCUUUCAGACUCCAGAACACACCUGCUUUGUGAUGGAAUACAUGCCUGGCGGGGACCUGAUGAUGCACAUACAUGCCAAUGUCUUCUCGCAGCUAGCAACCAGAUUUUAUUCCGCUUGUGUGGUUCUUGGCCUCCAGUUUCUGCACGAGAAGAAAAUAAUUUACAGAGACUUGAAGCUGGACAAUCUGCUGAUGGAUUCCAGAGGGUUUGUGAAGAUUGCAGAUUUUGGACUCUGUAAAGAAGGUAUGGGAUAUGGGGACAGAACAAGUACAUUUUGUGGCACCCCAGAAUUCCUGGCACCAGAAGUGCUCACCGACACUUCUUACACCUAUGCAGUGGACUGGUGGGGGCUGGGCGUGCUCAUCUACGAGAUGCUGGUAGGAGAGUGUCCAUUCCCCGGUGAUGAUGAGGAGGAGGUGUUCGACAGCAUUGUGAAUGAAGAAGUGCGUUAUCCACGCUUCCUCUCUAGUGAAGCCAUCAAGCUUAUACGGAAGUUGCUGCGGAAAACACCGGAGCGCCGCUUGGGGGCUGGAAUUGGGGAUGCAGAAGAGAUAAAGACCCAACCUUUCUAUCAGGAGAUGGACUGGGAAGCACUUUAUACACAAAAGCUGCAGCCACCCUUCGUCCCAUCCCUAAAGGACCCUUAUGACGUGAAGAAUUUUGAUGAGGAAUUCACUGGACAGAAACCCAUACUGUCCCCAUCAGACGAUCCACGCCCUGUGACCGCCAUCGAUCAGAUCCUCUUUCAAGACUUUGACUUUGUCUCUGACCUACUUCUUGCAUGA
Messenger RNA from Staurois parvus, 1872 nucleotides. The record is from the annotation of a GenBank genome assembly. Lineage: Eukaryota; Metazoa; Chordata; Amphibia; Anura; Ranidae.